Sarcophilus harrisii (Tasmanian devil) is the source of this 5610-nucleotide messenger RNA. RefSeq names its product zinc finger protein 425. The transcript is spliced from 4 exons. Bases 526 to 3417 code for a protein of 963 amino acids. Gene Ontology annotation, molecular function: RNA polymerase II cis-regulatory region sequence-specific DNA binding; DNA-binding transcription factor activity. Gene Ontology annotation, biological process: regulation of transcription by RNA polymerase II. NCBI's taxonomy places the organism in Eukaryota, Metazoa, Chordata, Mammalia, Dasyuromorphia, Dasyuridae. The record is from RefSeq and is a predicted model, not a curated record.
AGGGAAGAAGAGAAAAUGGGAAAGGGAGUAAAAGGAAAGGAAAGGGACAGAGAGCCUCGGGGAACACCUAAACUAAAGUUUGUUCAGUGAUAUGAAUGAUGAGGCGGUAAAGGACAAUGAGAAGGAGCAGUCAGACAGGUAGUACGGAAACCAGAGAACCUGGGUGGAGAGAGCAUUGAAGUAAAAAGUAUGGUCAACAGCAUAAAAUGCAGAAGAGAGGGUUGAGAAGUUUGAAAACAGAAAAGACCCUCAGAUUUGGCAACUUUGGAGAGAGCUGUUCCGGUUGCUGAUGAGGUUGCCAGCCAGACUGCAAAGAUUUGAGGGGAAAGAGGAAAGUUAACAAUGAGAAUCUGUCCCUUUGCUUAGGUUUAAGAUGCAGCUGUUGUGGUAGGAAAUCUGGUCCCGCAAGCCCCCAGCGCCCGCUUUUUACUCUCCCAGCCCGGAGGCACUGUUUUUUGACUGGAGCUUUCAACAAGUGGCUCUUCCAGAGAGGUCAGUUCGGGGGAAAGGAGCAAGAGUCCCAGGAUGCACCGCGGGGGUCCAGCAACAGCUGCCGUGGGCAGUCGGACUCAAGUGGGGUCUGAGCCGGGUGCAGGUGCUGAGGGCUCAGGCGGAGUCGGAGCCUGGCCGAGCGGCGGCAGAGUUGGAGCCGGAGGCGGGGGGAAGGACUUUGCGAGAACAGUAGCAGCCCAGCCAGGGAGCCGGGGCGCGGGCCGGCCAACCUCUCAACUCCUCCUUGGGACCGGAACCGCCGCCAGCCUCCGGGGUUCGGGGCUCCCGGCCUUCUCGCCGACUGCAUUGCAGGAGGGAGGAGGCAGCGUCGGCGGAGAAGGGUGCAGACUGUCCCAUUCCCCUCCGCCCAGGCUUGGGGGGAAGGGAGCGGGGGCAGAAGCCGCUGCGUCCUCGGGCUCGGGAAGCCGACGGAAAAUCAUGGCCAAAGCGACUCCUGUUAAGGUGUCUGUGACAUUUGAUGAUGUGGCUGUAUAUUUCUCGAAGCAUGAAUGGAAGAAACUGGAAUGGUCCCAGAAAGAACUUUAUAAGCACGUGAUGAGGACUAAUUAUGAAACCUUGAUCUCUUUGGAUUAUACUAUUCCCAAACCAGACUUGAUAUCCCAUAUUGAACAAGGAAGGGAGCCAAUUUUCAAGAAUAAAGCAAAUUUGAAGACAAGUGGGAGAACAAUCCAAUCUGGCACUGAUGAACUGCGUAACUGCAACAACAUUCAGGAACAGCAAUCUGGAAACCAGAGAAAAGCAAAGGAACGCCAUUUUGGUGGUCCUAAAAACCAAAACUCAUCUGGAUCUUCAUCAUUAAAAGAUAGAAAUGUUUUCUGCAGACCUAACCAAAGAAACACCUUGAGAAACUUUUCCUCCCAAAACGCAGAGCCUUCAAUACCAGAACCUAACCGCACUAAGGGAUCCACUGAGAGGUUGGAAGACUCCCAGGGGAAUGUCAGUUGCCAGGAAGCCCCCUCCGGACAUAGAUUCUAUCCCUGCCAUGUGUGUGGGAAAAGCUUCCAGUUCAAAAGUCACUUGGUAAAACACCAAAGGAGCCAUUUAGAUAAUCAAUGCAAGUGCCCAAAGUGCAAGGAAAAAUUUGGCAAGCAAUCUGACUGUAGACAGAAAGGAAAGAAUAAAAAAAAGAGAAGGAACAGAAAAAGAAUCUAUGAGUGCAGUGAGUGUGGUAAGAGCUAUUGCUUGAAGAGAAACCUGAAUGCCCAUCAGCGUAAACACAAUAGGGAGGAUUUCUUUCAGGGAUCUAAAAGGAAUAAGAACUUUACACAGAAGGUCAACCUAAAGAGGUCUGACCGCACACUCAGCAGGAGGAAUGUCUUCACUUGUAGGGAGUGUGGGAAAAGCUUCUGCCAGGAGUCUUAUCUGCGAACCCAUCUAAGCCUGCAUAAGGAGGAAAAGCUGUUUAUCUGUGGUGAGUGUAACAAGUGCUUUUCUUAUCAGUACAAGUUCAUUGAACACAUAAGGGUUCAUACUGGGGAGAAGCCCUUUCAGUGUACCAACUGUGGAAAGAGCUUCCGCCUAAAGGUUAAUCUGAAGAUCCACAUGAGCCUGCAUAAUGGGGUUGAUCCUUACCGCUGCAGUGAGUGUAAAAAGACCUUUGCUCACAAGUCAAGCUUGGUUAGACAUGUCAGAAGACUUCAUAAACUAGACAGGCCUUUUAAGUGUCCUGAGUGCGACAAGACCUUCAAAAGGAAGACGACCAUGAAACUCCAUUAUAGCCUGCACAAAGGGGAAAAGCCAUUCCCUUGCACAAAGUGUGACAAGUGCUUCAGCCAACAAAUUAAACUCACGGAACACCUGAGAGUCCACACUGGGGAGAAACCUUACCAGUGUCCUGACUGUGGCAAAAAAUUUCGCCUGAGGAGAAGUAUGGUGGCCCAUCAGAGUGAACACAAUGGCAUGAAGUCCUUCAUCUGUGGGGAGUGUGGCAAGAGAUUCCUCAUGCAAUACAUGCUCACAGAACACUUCAGGGUCCACAGCGGAGAGAAGCCCUUCCAGUGUGGUGAAUGUGGUAAGAAUUUUACCAGAAGAACUAACUUGAAUGCCCACAUGCGUAUCCAUACUGGACAAAAGCCCUUCUCCUGUAGCCAGUGUGGCAAAUGUUUCCCCCAUCAUUCUAAGCUCGCUCAGCACCUUCAAGUUCACAACAAGGAAAAAACUUUCCAGUGUCCUGAAUGUAAUAAAAGUUUUCGCCAGAACAGAAGUCUGAAGGCCCACAUGAGCCAUCACAGUGGGGAGAAGCCUUUCACUUGUAAAGAGUGUAGCAAAAGCUUUGCCUUGCAGCAUGUCUUCAAUGAACACGUCCGGGUUCAUAGUGGGGAAAAGCCCUUUCAGUGUCCUGAAUGUAACAAGUGUUUCUAUAGGAAGACUACCAUGAAGGUCCAUCAGAGCAGACAUCAACAGAAGAAAUCAUACCCAUGUUCCAAGUGUGAUAAAUGUUUUUCCCAGCGUUGUGAACUCACUGAACAUGCUAAAUCUCACCAAAAAAAGGAGGCCUUCCAGUGUUCUGAAUGUGACAAGAGCUUUUCUCAGGAAAAAUCUUUGAAGGUCCAUGAAAGUCUGCACAAAGGAGAGAAUACACUUUCCUGUGAUGAAUGUGGUAAAAAUUUCACCCGCAAGUGUGAACUAAGUAGACACAUCAAGAUCCACACUAGGAAGGAGUCUUUCCAGUGUCCUGACUGUAAAAAGAGCUUUGUCCAUAAGUCAUCCUUGAGGGCUCACCACCACGUACAUAAGAAGGAAAGACCAUUCUUGUGUUCUGAUUGUGGCAAGAGCUUUGCUUAUGUGGGUGCAUUCAAUACCCACACUGCAGCCCAUGCUAAGGAGAGAGCCAAGAGUUCUAGGUCAGAGAAGAAUUCCAGGUCAGAAGUGAUACCCAAUAGUGCCAGCUCUUUGGAGCAGUAAUCAGAUGGGUGGAUAGUUCAGAAGAAAUAGAAGACUGAUUAGAUUUAAAAAAUCUGAGAGACCGUAAAGUACCUUCCUUCUAAAGCCUUACAUUGAAGCCUCUCUUUGCCCCUUCCUAACAAUAAUUUUUCAUUUGAGUUCACAUUGCUCUUAUUGAUUCCUUUAGUGCCUUCUAAAGGUGUGAACAAUCCUUUACCCAUUUGAUCCUUCUUUCUUUCUCUCCUCUAGGAAUUUCAUAAUCUUAUACACAUCUUAUAUACUAAAAAAAAGACCAUGAAUGAGGACAUAUGAAGGGGUUGAAACUGUCCCUUAGGAUGAUGCAGUCUCAAUUUCCCUUUUUCUAGAAUUCUUUGAUUAAAUUUAGCAGGAUCUUUCCUAUAAAUUAAUAAUUGUUUAAUAGGGAACAGAUUCCUGAAAGAAAGUUCUAUUUGUUAUUUUUUAAAAAAGUAAUGACAUCAUCUUAGAUUUUAGAAUAAUUAUCCUCUUAAGUCUUAAUCAUUCCCUUCAGAGUUGUAUUAAAUCUUUCUACCAGGAAAUGACAUUGUUGGUGACAAACAGGCUUUACAUUUAAUCCCAGUUUACUUCCACAGGUAUUUAUCACUUCUGAAAAAUCUGUUAGGAUCACUAAAGAAAAUGCCAGAUGAAAAAAAAAAAUCAGUAAAACCUUAGCCACUUUUUGUUCCUUUAUGGAGGCCAACAUUAGUGCUUUUGAAUACCUUGUGGCAUAAACUACCAUAGCAUGAGUUGUUAUUUUAAUGGUAAAUGGGCUUAAGGAACACACCUACUUAGACCUAUGUACUCCAUAGAAAAAUUUUCUUAAGAAUGGGCAAAUAAAUAAAGCUUUACUUUGGUGUUCAUUUUUGAACAUUCUCAAAAGACUGAGAACUUUGUCACCUGCUGUAUUUUCUUAGGUCAGAAGAAAUUUAGAAACUGCCUUUUGAUUUUUAAUAGCUGGAUGAUUUACCAAUAUGUAUAUUUAAUAUAUAUAUAUAUUUAUAUAUAGGUGCAUUGUGCAUAUACAAAGAUCCUGAUACAGAUGUAGAUUUAUUUUGAUAGAUAGAUAUAUUUCUACAUAUAGUAAACGAUGACUAAUUCAACAAUCCUUUCAUGUGUUACACACAUACACACAUACAUGUGUUUCUGGAGUUUCCCUAUAAUACUUAGGAUCACAAAGUUUGAAAAAUUUUCAUAACCUGCUGCUUUCUAAUUAUUUGCUCUUUUGAAGCCCACAGUUACCGAUAAAGCUAACUUGAGAUUGUUGAUCAAGAUUAUACAUUACUUUUCCUUAUAAAUUUCUUGAAAUUUGGCCUCUGCUUUUUAUUUCUAAAGGGAUAAAUCUCUUCCCUCUCCUCCCCUCCCCCCCGCCAUAUUUUAAAACACAGUUGAACAGAACUAUUUUAAAAUUAGGAUUUUAAUAGUGGUAAAAAGAAAAAAAUAUAGAUAAAAGAUGUAAGAAUUUCAUUGGAAAUAUAAAAAAAGUUUGUUUGGACCAAACUAGAAAUAGCUUAUAAAGUCUUCAAUCAGCAAAUAUUUAUUGAAUUUCCAUUAUGUACAAAGGACCUUCCUCCAUCCCCCGUUAGCUUUUGGUUAUAGCCGCUGAUGUGUUCUAUAGUAGGAAUUUAAUUGCCUUAGUAUUAUUAUGCAAAUAAUUUUGACCUUGAGAAUCUUAGAAAGGGGCCUCCAGUCUCCAGGAUUACUGGACCACAGUUUGAAAACCAUUGCUUUAGAUGAUCUUUUAAGUUCCCUUCCUAGUUCUAAAUCUGUGAUCCUAUAAUUAUGCCUUUGAGGAUUUUUUUUUUAAUCCAAAGUGACAAUCAUUAUCUUAGAAAGGACAAUAAAAAUAGACUUGGUGAAGAGAAAGACACUAUUUUAUGCUCAAAGGCAUUAUAGUACUUGUGAGCAUUUUUUAAGACAAUCAAAUGAAUUAUAAGACCUAAAUAGAAAGACAGUAAUUAUUGAGGCCAUUCAAAUUUAAGUAAUUCUUUUAAAGAAAUAAAGAAAUUAUAAAUAUGAACAAAUGUUUUCUUUCAAAAUCUAGAAAUAACAGGUGUUUGGAGAUUAGUGAAUGGUAAUCUCAAGGAGUAUACCUGUUUUUAGGAUAUAAUCUGCAAUACUCUGCAAAAAUUGAUCAUGUUAUGAUCAUGAUUGGCAUGAGGAAUUUAUAAAUAAAUGCAAGGAAAACCAAGUGGAUGA